Molecule: messenger RNA, 723 nt
Organism: Doryrhamphus excisus (bluestripe pipefish)
Lineage: Eukaryota; Metazoa; Chordata; Actinopteri; Syngnathiformes; Syngnathidae
Source: RefSeq, a predicted model, not a curated record
AUGGGGGUGGGAGGGGGGGGGGGGGGGGGGGGGGGGUCCGGGAGCUCCAAAAAGCCGCUACUCCCCACACAUCAAACUUUCCCCGACUCUGACAGCAGCAACCCCCGUCACCCUCGGCUUUGCUUCAGCGGGAAUGAUUCCAAGUAUGCACAAUCAUCACACAAAGCCAAGUGCUGUUUGGGUUGGAACGCCGCUCCGCCGCUCAUACGUCCGUCAACGCGGACGCCUGCUCGCCGUGGCUUGGAAACCGCACAAGACGAGCCGCUUUCACAGCCGAGAGGCCGACGGACGCCGAUAUCGCUUUCAGGGCAAACAGGUUCACGUCAUGGCGGCAGUCUCAGUAGGGAAGUCCAGGCUUCCAGUUCCACCAGGAGGACACCAAGGUAUUCCCAGGCCAGCUGGGAGACAUCAUCCCUCCAGCAUGUCCAAGGCCCGCCUUCUCCCGACUGGGCAUGCCCAGAACAUCUCACCAGGGAGGCAUCCGGACGAGAUGCCCAAGCCACCUCAGCCCAUGAAGCCAUCCUGCCCCAGGUGGAGAUGUUCAAGUACCUUGGUGUCUUGUUGAAGAGCGAGGGAAGGAUGGAAGCCAUGUUAGCACCAUGUGACAUCUUCACCCCCACCCACCCCAAAAGAUCGAGAUGGGUCCGUGCGAUACCGCCACCCAACACGCCCGACACACGCCUCCUGGAUCCCAAAGACCACAGUAGCUCCGGGUGCUUCUAA